CUUCAUGAAUAGUAACUUAGUUUAUGUGAAGAUCAUAAGAUGAUGAGAAGACAUUGUAGGCUUUGGUGGCCAAAGCAGCUCUUAUCGAAUCAAGAAUCACCCUCCAGUGUUCUACUGGGAUGGUUUGUCACCAGCUCACCAUCAUCCCUUGACAUUAUUGUAGCCCUUACUUGCAGUGAAGUCUUGCUUUCUAGUUCUAGUCAUGGCAUUGAGGGGAUCAUUCAUGACACUUGUGGGAGCAUGCCUGCACUUCUUCAGGAUAAGUCCAAGUUCUCUGUACUUGGUCUGUGUGUCACUGACCCUAAUAAUACUAGUAAUAGUUUGACAGAUGAGACAGAAGAUGACCAAAAAAGGUUCUCUGAUUGCGGCAAUGCUUUGAAAGAGGGAAGCACAUGUACAUACAGAGAGAAUAACUGUAGGAGUUGUCGUUGUGUCCAGUUAGAUGAAUCAUUGAGGAAAAGUAGCCAAUCUGUUCUUGGAAAAAGUAACUGGGUCCUACUGACGUUUGAUUCUCCUGAACAGAAUGAUGCAGGAAUGCGCAGGCUUCCAAAGCUGCACCACAUUCAUUGGGAUGGACUAACUGUGUUACAAUAUGAUGUUCACGUAAUAAUUUAUGAAACACCUUAUUAUGGUGUUCAUCAUUUCUCAUUAUGUCAUUCGGGUUCAAAUGAGCAAGCAAAAACUUCCAUUAAAAAUCCUAAGUGGGUCGAUGAGCUUCAUAAAAAGCAGCAAUUCAUUGAAUUGGAUACAGUUAUUCUGGCAAUUAAUUGCACCGCUGCUGCUAAAAGAAUAUUUGAGGGACAUGUGGUCCCAAGAAGAUCCUUAAGCCCACUCUCCAUAUUUCCCAUGUUUUAUGUUAUCAUUGGGCAUCUGUUUUCCAAGUUUGUGGCUUCGUUCUCCACUGUAUUCUAUGUUGUUCUUCAAUUUGUCCGAACACAUUUUAAUUAUGAAUCAGAAUCAUGGAUGUUUGUGACAUCAGCAAAUGUAUUCAGGACAACUGCUUGGAUAAAUAUACGAAUCCGUUGUUGUCAGAUAUUAUAUUGGCCAAUUUCUCUUCAGGAGAAUGACCUCAGGCCACGGUCAUGUGUUGAAUAUGCAGAGAAAGCUGCAAUGCAUAGGCAUUCUAUGUGGUCAACUUUGGUUGUUGAUAUUCUCCUUGGAAACUUGGUUGGCUGGGCAUUAUUAUAUCAUUCAGAUUAUGUUUGCUUGUCAGUUUUGGACUUUGUCCAUGGGUUUGCCACAUUUUUGCGCUCUGGGUGUGUGUGGUUGAUGGGAAACCCUGCAGGCUUCAAAUUGAAUGCUGAGCUGGCUGGAGUACUUGGCAUGGUUUCUUUGAAUGCAAUCCAGAUAUGGUCAACACUCUGGAUCUUUGUGGGUUUCAUCUUCCGUUAUAUUAUUCUAGGGAUUUCUGUUUUAGGAAUCAUUUGUGGAUUCACUGUACCAGCUGCUUUAAUCAUAGACGUGAUUGCACUAGCAACUUUACAUGUUUCAACUCUUCAUUGGUUGGUUUCACUUUUAUAUUCAUCACAAAUACAGGCAUUAGCAGCGUUGUGGCGGCUUUUCAGGGGUCGGAAGUCGAAUCCUCUUCGGCAGAGGUUGGAUAGCUUUGACUAUACUGUGAAGCAACAUAUUGUUGGAUCUCUUUUAUUUACGCCACUUUUACUUCUUUUACCAACCACUUCCGUUUUCUAUAUAUUCUUUAGUAUUGUGGACACAACCAUUAACCUCGUAUCUCUGCUCAUUGAAGUCACUAUUUCGGUUAUUCAUGCUACACCUUAUUCCAAGAUAUUUCUUUGGUUUGUGAGACCAGAAAGAUUCCCUUCUGGAAUAUGGUUUGAAAUUAUUGGUUGUCAGAGUAACAGUACUGUUUGUCCAAGUGCUGAUUUUACUGAUAGAAUGACCUCAUCCAAGGAAUCGUUGCAUCUAAAGGAUAGAGAAAAAUCUAGUAUUCUGGUUUCAGUCCUCCACAGCAACUACUUAAGCAUAGGAAAAAUUAUGUUGCCUCACUUCAAAGAUGUAUUUUCGGGAGUUUCUGGGUCAUUCUUCUCCACAGUGGCAUAUGGAAUCCUCAUCGGGCAAAGAAUGCCAUCUCUGCGUGGCACCCUUCUUCCUUCGCCAAUGCCAUGGACGUCUCUGCCUUACAAAGAUUAUUGGCGCCUUUGUCAUGAUUCACUUAUUGCAUGCUUCAGAUGAUAAUGGUUGUGGCUCAGGUUUUCUUCUUCGUUUUCAAUAUAUAUAUAUAUAUAUAUAUAUAUAUGUUGGGUACAACUAGCUCGGGGAUUUAAUUGCACAGAUGUCAUCCAGCUUGCUUCUCUCAUAUUAGUGGCUUUUUCUCCUUUCAAUGGGUAACGUAUUCUUCCCUAAUUCAGCUUGUUCCUACUCUUCUA
Molecule: messenger RNA, 2387 nt
Organism: Abrus precatorius (Indian licorice)
Lineage: Eukaryota; Viridiplantae; Streptophyta; Magnoliopsida; Fabales; Fabaceae
Exons: 9
Coding region: 40-2193 (717 amino acids)
Biological process (GO): GPI anchor biosynthetic process
Cellular component (GO): membrane
Source: RefSeq, a predicted model, not a curated record